Messenger RNA from Callorhinchus milii (elephant shark), 2801 nucleotides. RefSeq names its product membrane-associated ring finger (C3HC4) 2 (gene march2). The record is from RefSeq and is a predicted model, not a curated record. Gene Ontology annotation, biological process: protein ubiquitination. Bases 117 to 851 code for a protein of 244 amino acids. The transcript is spliced from 5 exons. Lineage: Eukaryota; Metazoa; Chordata; Chondrichthyes; Chimaeriformes; Callorhinchidae. Gene Ontology annotation, molecular function: ubiquitin-protein transferase activity; zinc ion binding.
UGGAGGUUGUUGGCAGCGCGAGAGGAGGCGGGUGAUGGCAGAGAGGGGCAAUGGGCCGUGCGGCUCACCGUGAAUGUGGGAGUCUGUCUCUAGAGAGACACUAACUCCUUGUUGCCAUGACAACGGGUGGCUGUUGUCAUCUUCCAGGGUCUCUCUGUGACUGUUCUGGCAGCGCAACCUUUUCUAAGACUGUAGCAUCAACUGAUGUAGGUCGGCCUCAGUACAUCACCCAAGUUACAGCAAAGAAUGGCCGCUUGCUCUCAACUGUUAUUAAGGCUCUAAGCACUCAGAAUGAUGGACCAAUUUGCCGGAUAUGUCAUGAGGGUAACAACCUGGAGAGCUUGCUGUCACCGUGUGAUUGCACUGGGACACUUGGAGCAGUGCACAAAACCUGCCUGGAGCGCUGGCUCUCGUCUUCCAACACCAGCUAUUGUGAGCUGUGUCACACCGAGUUUGUAGUUGAGCGAAGGCCUAGACCUUUGAGAGAGUGGAUCAGAGAUCCAGGACCUAGGAAUGAGAAGAGGACAUUAUUUUGUGAUAUGGUUUGCUUUCUAUUCAUCACUCCCUUAGCAGCGAUCUCUGGCUGGCUGUGCCUGCGUGGGGCCCAGGAUCACCUACAAUUUAACAGCCGUCUGGAGGCUGUUGGACUUAUUGCACUUACUGUGGCACUUUUUACCAUCUAUGUCCUAUGGACACUGGUUUCAUUCCGCUAUCACUGCCAGCUCUACUCAGAAUGGCGAAGGACCAACCAGAAGGUGCGACUGAUGACUGUGGACCAUAAAAAUGCAACUUCGCAUUCCCUGCUGUCAUCCCAGCUGCUGAGGAAAAAUUCCAGUGAGACCAUUGUGUGAGACGUAGAUAUGAAGAACUACAUGGCAUAGACGAGUGUAAUCAUUUAUAAUUCAUACACUUUGCACUUGUCCCCGAAAAGCACUGUACAGAAGCAGCAGAGAAAUUGCUAGUUGGAAACAUUUUUUUCUUUUCUUUAAUGAAAUGUGCAUUGGGCAAUCUUCCUCAGGAGGUACAGUGUGUUACAUCCAAACCUGCACGUGCAGCCGUCACCCAAAUGCAAUUCCAAUUCUGGUGCGAUUGGUCAUUUCAUAUCACCCCUGCAGCCGAGCUGUUACCCUGCAGCACUUUUGAAUAUCGUUGCAGCCUAUGAGAUGGAAUCGCAGGCAGUUUCGAAUUUGACAAUCGGUUCUGCGCUGUUCUGUGCAAAUAACAGCAAAGACUAAGCAGAGUAUAUCUAAUUGUUACCCAGUUUAUAAUGCGAUAGCAAUUGGCCUUAGACACAAACGCAUCACUUCUGCAAUGCACCGUAAUCAGCUGUUGGGUAUUUUUAAUUGUAAUAAUGUAAAGAUGAAGAGAUGUGAUCUGAAAUCUUUACCGAAAAUUAUAUAAUAAGAAAAAGAAUCAACUGUUCAUGACUGCUCUUGUGGACCAGGAACCAACCGUGAGGACAAUGCUUUUGGUUAGUUUAUUCCCUUGUUGUUAAUCACUGCCUCUCCUUGGCACCAGUCAAAGUUCAUGUCUUUUAAAAUUACUUUUCUUUUAGUGACGUACACCAUGGGUCCAUCCUAUCGUGUAGAUCUAGGGGAACCUGGUUUUAAGGAUAUAAUGUCUGAGAUCCCGUUUUCAAUGUUGUAAGUGAAUAAUGUAAGAAUUCUAAUCAUCUGGAAGAGAAGAAAAAUAUUUGUACUUCAGUACAAAAUCAGUAUUGUUACUCUUGAUGUAUUUAUGCUGCACCUCUGGUGCUAAAUUGCUGUGAUUUUGAGGUUAAUUUGCCACCAAGUCUGCUGUAUAAAUGAGAGUUGGGGCAGCAUAAAUCAUGCUGAUGUCCUGCUCCGGAGAUUGCUUGUAGAUGGUGUUCUCAGGUGUGGUCCAGUUCCUCUGCAGGUUGUCAGGAAAUCCAGUGGAUGGCCCAGGAUUUGAUGUGUGCUGUGUGUGCACUCAACACUCUUGAUUCCCUGCGCAGAAAGCCAAUUGGUUUAAUUUUCUGGUCUUGGUUUGAUGUGAGUUAUAACUGUGGCUCUCUGCUCUCUGUGGGAGUGCCCAGAGACUCUCGCACACUGAGGUAUAACUGCAGUAACAAUUCAAUGAUAUGUAAUGCUUAAGUCACUUAAACUUUGAAAAAUACCCCUGAGGCACAAGCAAUUCUAGAAUUGGCCCUUUCACCUAUUUGUUUACGGAAAGCAUUGUGAACUGAAUCAAACAAGGGUAGUACCAGAGUGUUUAACACAAGUGGGAUGUCAGAGUGUAUAACACUACAUUAAUAAGCUGGUGACCAUAUCGCUGAUUCUUACACUUUGUCUGCUUGUGGUCCAUGUGUUUUCAAGGGUACAAAAACUCAAAGAAUUGCUUCACUUCUCAUCUUUGAUAGUAGCAGUCUGUGUUUCUCCUCUCUCUUUCUCCCCUCCCCCCGCCAAUCCAAGCAGCAGAUGGCUGUGUGGUUGGAACAGUUACGCUGAGGCAAUAUCAAAGGGCUUACAUUUUAUUUAUCACUUUUAUUUCAGUUUUUACAUGUAUUGCACUUUUAUUAUAAUCCAUUUUUCAUUAUUUAGUUGAUGCAAAACAAAUUUAAAAUGUGGAUUUUUUUUGAGGGAAGUUUGAGAGCUGGGUGAAUAGAUGUUUUAUAAAAUCAUCCAACUUCCUUCAUCAAAAUAAUGGCAACAACAGCUAAAGGCCUUGGAACAACCAAAGACUCUGUUUGUCCAUCCGAGCACUUAUUUGGUCAGACUGUGGGUGACCACUUAUCAUAGAAUCAUAGAAUUGUACAGCGCAGAAGGAAGUAAUUCGGUCCA